AUGUCAGAAUCAAGAGCGUAAUUAAAAAUUAAAUGAUAAAAUUAGUUUUGCUAAUGCAAUGGCAGCACUACAAAAAAAGGCAGCAUUUUUGGAAGAAGAUAAUAAAAUUUUGGUUACCUAAUUAAAAAGUUGUUAAUAUGAAUUACAAAAAUUAGUGGAAGAAUUAUCAAAUAAAGAAAGUAUAUUUGAAACUUUAGAAAAUAAACUUAAGACAACAAUUUCUUAACUAGAAGAAGAGUUAUUUAAGAAAGAUGAAGAACUUCUACAAAAGGAUGCUUAAAUAGAGAGUUUAUCUUAAGAAUUACAUUAAUCUUUAAUUGAUUAAAGUAGAGUAAUGGAUUAAUAAUUAAUUGAUAAAUAAUAAUUGAGUGAAUAAUAGGAAUAAAUUCAAAAAUUAAAAUCAGUGAUCUAUAAAUUAAAAGAGCCAAGAAAAGAAGAUGUUAGAUUUACGUAAAGUGAAAAGAAAACAAGUUUUGUAUCAAGAUUAGAUAAUGCUGUUGAAUAAUAUUUUAAUAAUGAAAAUUAAGGAUAUGAAUAAUUGAUUAGAAGAAUUUCUAGAUUAGAAAAAGAAAUAAAGGAAAUGGAGAAUGAACAGAGUAAUAAAGUACUGUUGGAUCAAAAAAUAUAAUUAUUAAAAGAAUUAUAAGAGUAGGAAGAGUCCCUUUUACAAUAUAUUUGAACUUAAU
Paramecium sonneborni is the source of this 686-nucleotide messenger RNA. The record is from the annotation of a GenBank genome assembly. NCBI's taxonomy places the organism in Eukaryota, Ciliophora, Oligohymenophorea, Peniculida, Parameciidae.